Molecule: messenger RNA, 1899 nt
Organism: Gracilinanus agilis (Agile Gracile Mouse Opossum)
Lineage: Eukaryota; Metazoa; Chordata; Mammalia; Didelphimorphia; Didelphidae
Gene: P3H4
Product: prolyl 3-hydroxylase family member 4 (inactive)
Exons: 8
Coding region: 1-1314 (437 amino acids)
Biological process (GO): collagen fibril organization; peptidyl-lysine hydroxylation
Cellular component (GO): endoplasmic reticulum
Molecular function (GO): protein binding; collagen binding
Source: RefSeq, a predicted model, not a curated record
AUGGGGCAAUCGUGGGGGCUGCUUCUUCUCCUGGCCGGCAGUGUGUGGGCACAGUAUGAGAAAUAUAGUUUUCGGGGCUUCCCCCCUGAGGAUUUAAUGCCUUUAGGCUCAGCCUAUGCCUAUGCUCUGGAGCUGUAUGAGGGUGAGAGCUGGAAGGAGAGUGCCCGAUACCUGGAGGCAUCACUGAGGCUGCACAGGCUGCUCCAAGACAGUGAAGCCUUUUGCCAUGCCAAUUGUAGCAGUACCAGGUCCUCUGGGGAACAAUCCCCAACCUGGGGGACCAAAGAAGAGCUGGAGAAAGAGUGGGGCCGGGAGCUAUGGUUUUUUGGGCAGGUAUUGGAUCGGGCAGCCUGUCUGAGGAGGUGCAAGAGGACACUGCCAGCUUUCCAGGUGCCCUACCCACCUCGACAGCUGCUCAAGGACUUCCAGAGCCGGCUGCCAUAUCAGUAUCUGCAUUAUGCCCUAUUCAAGUCUAACCAACUGGAGAAAGCAGUGGCUGCUGCUUACACUUUCCUGCAAAGGAACCCCAAGCAUGAGAUGACCACCAAAUACCUUAACUACUACAGGGGACUGCUGGAUGUGGAUGAGUACCUUACUGACCUGGAGGCCUACCCCUAUGAGGCAGUGUUUGUCCAGGCUGUGAAGCUCUACAAUAGUGGUGAUUUCCGCAGCAGUGUUGGGGAUAUGGAGCGAGCUCUUGCUGAGUAUCUCACUGUCUUUGCCAAUUGCCUGGCUGGUUGUGAGGGGGCCCACGAGCUCUCAGACUUCAAGGACUUCUACCCAGCUAUUGCAGACCGUUUUGCAGAAUCUCUUCAGUGUAAAGUGGACUGUGAGGCCAACCUAACCCCCAAUGUGGGUGGCUACUUUGUGGACAAAUUCGUGGCUACAAUGUAUCACUACCUCCAGUUUGCCUACUACAAAUUGAAUGAUGUGCGCCAGGCUGCCCGAAGUGUGGCCAGCUACAUGCUUUUUGACCCUGCAGACAACGUAAUGCAACAGAACUUGGUGUAUUACCGAUUUCACCGAGAGCGAUGGGGGCUGCAGGAGGAAGACUUCCAGCCCCGGGAGGAAGCUAUGCUCUACCACAACCAGACUACCGAACUCCGGGAGCUGCUAGAUUUUGCUCGUUUAUAUCUGCAAGCAGAUGAUGAGAUGGAGCUAGAAGAGCCAGGACUACCGCUGGAGUCAGACCCACCACCAUCAGAUACAGAGUUCGAAGGGGAGGGUGACUACGAGGAAAGCAUCUAUGCAGAUUGGUGGCAAGAGCCCAAUGCCAAGGGUGAUGAAGCAGAAGCUGAGCCUGAGCAGGCAUGAGACGGAGCCCCUUGGGGAGCACUCCAGAAUGCUGGGAUGACCAGGCCCUCCUACCUCCAAGGAAGUAGCAGCAACAACAAAUAUUUAUUAAAAAUUUAUGAGGAACAGAACUGGUAUUCCCCCUUCCCCCAACCUCAGGGCCUCUUCCUUUCCAGAUCACUGGUUCUACCUUCUUCAUCUCUUCUCCUCUAGUCCCUGUGGAGCCAGGGUCACUUGUAAAAUUGGCCCAGGAGGGAUGGAGAGAACUUCCCUGUUCUGCUAGGGUUCUCCUGCCUUCUCCAGCCCCAGCUCCCGGGACUCAGGAACCUGAGUUUCUUAGCAGUGAGGCUUUGGACUGAAGCAGCAUCAGUCCUUGGACGCCGCCUUAAACUGGAUUUUGGGGAACGUUGGAAACAGGAAGAACAGCCUGCUGUAGUGGAACAAGAGUUGGGAGACCCCGAGUUCAAGUGCUGACUGUGCUGCUUAUCUGCUCGGUGAAUUUUAGUCCCUCUCUGGGACUGAGUUUCCUUCUCUGCAGAGUCAGAGGGUUGGAUUGCAUGGAUUGGCCUUCCUGGGCUGAGGAGAAUUGGUGUGAACACGCCGGUA